Oryza brachyantha (malo sina) is the source of this 1082-nucleotide messenger RNA. Its product is annotated as tropinone reductase homolog At5g06060-like. Bases 57 to 866 code for a protein of 269 amino acids. Lineage: Eukaryota; Viridiplantae; Streptophyta; Magnoliopsida; Poales; Poaceae. The record is from RefSeq and is a predicted model, not a curated record. Gene Ontology annotation, molecular function: oxidoreductase activity. The transcript is spliced from 5 exons.
CAUAGGGACUUCUUCGCAAAAACAGUCACAAACUGAUUGGAUUAGCCGGGUAGGCGAUGGCGGAAGCGACCACCAGCGGCGCAGCGGGGAGAUGGUCCCUCAGCGGCAAGACGGCCCUCGUCACCGGCGGCACCCGCGGCAUCGGGCGUGCGGUGGUGGACGAGCUGGCGGCGCUGGGGGCGGCCGUGCACACCUGCUCCAGGAAGGAGGGUGAGCUGGGCGAGCGCCUCAGGGAGUGGGAGGGCAAGGGCUUCCGCGUCACCGGCUCCGUCUACGACGUCUCCGUGCGGGAGCAGAGGGAGCGCAUGCUCCGGGAGGUCGCCGGCCUCUACGGCGGCAAGCUCGACAUCCUUGUAAACAACGUGGGAACAAACAUUUCAAAACAAACUACUGAAUACUCUGCGGAUGAUUACUCGUUCAUAAUGGCCACUAAUCUUGAAUCUGCGUAUCAUCUCUGCCAACUUGCACACCCUCUUCUCAAAGCAUCUGGGGCAGGAAGCAUUGUUUUCAUAUCGUCAGUCUCUGGAGUGGUAGCUGUAUGUAGUGGCACUGUCUAUGCGAUGACAAAAGGUGCCAUGAACCAGCUGGCCAAGAACCUGGCAUGUGAGUGGGCGAAAGACAAUAUAAGAACCAACUCUGUUGCACCAUGGUAUAUCAAGACUUCACUUGUGGAAGAUGAAUUGGCAAGGGAGGGCUUCGCCGACAGCGUCAUGCGUCGAACUGCGCUGAAGCGCGUGGGAGAACCAGAAGAGGUGUCAUCGUUGGUCGCGUAUCUGUGCAUGCCCGGGGCUUCCUACAUCACCGGCCAGACGAUCUCCGUCGACGGGGGCAUGACCAUAAACGGGUUGUACCCAAAUCAGGACUAGCAGCAUAUAUACAAGCCGGUGGUCUGUCUUCUGAGGUGAACCAUAGUUGUCUCAGAAUUCAGAUUUCGGUCAGACGCAAAACGUAAGAAGCUCAAAUUACUGUGUUUGGAGGGGUGAGGUCUGAACCGUAUGUAAAACCCAAUAUCGCAAACAGAUGGCUAUGAGCAUAGACCAAAACUAUUCGGUAUGAACCUAUGACAAAAACUAUUUGGUUGA